Molecule: messenger RNA, 819 nt
Organism: Spodoptera littoralis (African cotton leafworm)
Lineage: Eukaryota; Metazoa; Arthropoda; Insecta; Lepidoptera; Noctuidae
Source: the annotation of a GenBank genome assembly
AUGUGGGACGUUAAAGAUAAAACGUUUGUAAUUACGGGAGGUGCUUCCGGACUUGGUGCGGGUUACGCAAAGGCUUGCCUGGAACACGGAGCCAAGAAUGUAGCCAUCCUAGAUAUAGCCGAAAAGCUGGGCAACGCGACAGCUGAACAACUGAACGAGACUUAUGGCACCAAUAAGGUGAUAUUUGUGAAAUGUGACGUGAGCAAGGAGGAAGACAUCGUGAGCGCGUGGGACGCGGUGCUCGCUCAGUUCAAGCAGAUUAACGUCAUCAUCAACAACGCUGGCAUCAUGGUGGAUGCUCCUAAUAUUUGGAGAACUGCUUCUGAUGUUAAUUGGCAAGGAUUAGUCUCCUUCACCUUAAAAGGCGUCAGCCACAUGAGGAAGGAUGAGGGUGGAGCCGGUGGAACUAUUUUGAACAUCGCUUCCACUCUGGGCAUAACAAAGAUGACCUUUUUGCCUAUCUACAGCGGUUCCAAAAUGGCUGUUCUACAUUUCAGUCAAUGUUUAGCGAUGGAUCCGUUCUAUGAAAAUACCGGUGUUAGAGUUCUGACAAUGUGCUUAGGAUGUACCGAUACACCGUUAAUAGACAAUUUAGAGACAAGGUCUUGGGAUCCGAAACUUGCAGACGAUUUCGUCACCAACAUUGCUAACAACUAUACACGGCAAAAAAGGGAAUCAGCCGUCUCAGCGCUAAUUAAGAUGUUGACAACUGGUAACCCUGGCUCUAUCUGGCUGACUCUUGACGACAAACCGGCUCGAGACAUCACAUCAGUCAUUGACAACGCUUAUAAAGAAUUUGAGAAAGUUAUGGCAGAAUAA